This is a messenger RNA of Caenorhabditis remanei, 306 nucleotides long. RefSeq lists its product as uncharacterized. Lineage: Eukaryota; Metazoa; Nematoda; Chromadorea; Rhabditida; Rhabditidae. Bases 1 to 306 code for a protein of 101 amino acids. The record is from RefSeq and is a predicted model, not a curated record. The transcript is spliced from 2 exons.
AUGAUUUUCAAGCAAUUUUUGCUUCUUUCCGCUUGCAUAGCUUUCCUAGCUGUGGCUGCACCCAUCACUGUCAAAGAUCGCUUCAUAGAAAUGCAAUCAUCCGGAAUGUCUGACAACGGAGUCCAAGCUCUGUGGGAUUUGGUGAACAAGUUCAAGGUGGAGUACCCAAAACAUUCGAGGAGCAAAGAAACCACUGAUAAAUUCAUGGCGGAUUUCACAGUGAUUGCUCAGAAUGUGGUGAGCUCAAUGUCGAAGGAAGAUCAAAUGGUGUACAGGGAUUAUGUGAAGAGACACGGUCUUUCAUAA